Molecule: messenger RNA, 3664 nt
Organism: Linum trigynum
Lineage: Eukaryota; Viridiplantae; Streptophyta; Magnoliopsida; Malpighiales; Linaceae
Source: the annotation of a GenBank genome assembly
GGUGUUUUAGUUGUUAUAUGAGUUUGGUGUUCUUCGAGAAAUAUAAGUUAUAUGUGACUAAAUCGAUAUUGUACCACCUUCUACAUUCCUAUUCAAUAAGAUAUACAUAAAUUCUCUCCUUCUUUCUCGUUUCUCCCAUAAUCUCUCAUUCAAUAAAAGCUCUCAGGCGCAAAAAAAUUCCGGCCAAACUACAUAAAACACUGCAGUUUUACCGAUACCAUGUAGGUAUGGGAAUAAGUAUUGUUGGUGAGGUCGGAUACCCACGAUCAUAUGCUUAAUUGACAUCCCUAUCUGCCACUACCGAAUAGUAUUAUUUUGUCAACGAGCAAGCAUACUAGAUUUAUUUUGCAAGUCAUUUCUCUUGAGGAGUAAUUGUUAUCAAUUUGUCGUAUGUUCGAAAUGUAUUUUAAUGUUGAUGUUGCAAAUAUAGUUAGAUUGCUUUUAUUGCUAAUAAUUUAUUUUGUAAAAUAUUUAUCUCUCAUCCAUCAAUUACCUUUUAUCUAUUCCAUUAUCUUUAAUUUCUUUGCUCCUCGUUUGUUUUUCGGUUGUUCUCCUUUUUUCCUCGAGUUAAACAGAAAGGGAAAAAAGGGAACUCUUAUCAAUAUUUUUCCUCUCUAGAAAUUCUCUUUCUUGUGUUCUUUUUCAAUUGGUUGUAAACUUCCCAAUCAACAUUCUCUUAUUGGAUUUCUAUCCCCUUUGAAACAUCUUUUAUUUACAGAAAAAAAACAUCAUCAGAUACCCUAAACCCAAUUCCAAAUUCUACGAGUUCAUUGCGUAUUUGCAUUGAUGAUGUUAGGGACUUAAUUAUGUUGUCUUCUUCUCAACAUGAGGACCUUCAUGUCAUACAAUGUGGACGUGAUUGAAAGAUGUUAUCUUCGAUGAUUUCUCAACCAUAAUACAGGGGAACAUAAGGAGAGCUUUUAUAAAAAUUCCAAAAGGAGUGGCGAGGAAGAAAACUCUGCAUAAAAUCUUUCGUGGAAGAAAGUGUUAACAAGUUUUGAAACCUAAUUUGCGGGGUGGAAAUGGCGUUGCAGCCAUUGAGAGCAUUCUCGGUGGGAGCUCAAGCAUCGCUUUCAACGGAAAAGGUGACGGAUGAUUCUUCCAACAAAACACCUCAAAGCACCGUCACCUGUGUUUACCAGACCCACGUUGCUGGGUAUUGGCGUAACGUCACGAUUACGUGGGGGAAGAACCUCAUGAAUUCCAUCUCCCUCAACCUCAUCAUCAACAGCCUAGAAGGUGAGACGUCGUAUAGUUUCAAGCUCGACCUCAAGCCUUGGCAUUUUUGGAGCAAAAGAGGGAGCAAAGGGUUUGAACUCGAAGGCAGCAAUAUCGAAAUCCAUUGGGAUCUCCGGUCAGCCAAAUUCAUCGGGACAUGCCCGGAGCCAGCCGGCGACUACUACGUGGCCGUGGUGUGCGACGAGGAGAUCGUUCUGUUGCUGGGAAACUACAAGAACAAGGUGUACAAGAGGACCAAGGCAAAGCCAACUUUGGUGGAAGCGGUUCUAGUUUCCAAGAAGGAGAACGUUUUUGCCAAGAAGUCGUUCGCAACGAGAGCUAAGUUCGACGAGAAGAAGCAGCAGGAGCAUGACAUUAUCAUCGAGAGCUCCACCUCGGGGCUGAAAGACCCUGAAAUGUGGAUAAGCAUAGAUGGGCUUGUAAUGGUCCACGUCAAGAAUUUGCAGUGGAAAUUUAGAGGGAAUCAAGUGGUGACGGUGAAUAAGCAGCCUGUUCAGAUAUUUUGGGACGUUCAUGAUUGGUUGUUCAAUGGCGAAGGAGGAGGAGGAAGCAACAACGGUAAUGGCAGCGGGGGUAGCAGCCAGGGUUUGUUCACGUUUAAGCCAGGGGCGCCAGAUUUGGAAGAAGAUGAUGGCGGCGAUAGCCCUCACGGCAAUAGCGACGUCAGCGAUGGUACAUAUUUCUCCACCAAGAGUAACAACGGGGCAUCCUCAGAUUUUUGUCUUCUCCUAUUUGCUUGGAAAAUUGAAUAAAGAAGAAAUUCAACGAUUGAUUGAUUGAGUUAUUUUUUUUUAUUUUUUUAGAUUUCCUGUUACUUAUUUUUUUACCUUUUAUAAGUGAAUUUUUAUUUCGUUUUUCUUUUAAGUGCAUUUAUUUGAGUUGGUUAAGUUGAAAUUAGUAUGUAUGGUUUUGCAUAUUUGUUUAGAGAAGAAAAAGACAUGUAUAUGGGAGAGGAGAAUGAGUGAUGUUUUUUGGUCUUUAUCUUUCGGAACGUAAAAUCUACAGAUAAUGAAAGGUUUGCCAAUUGCCAUCCUCGUUUUGUCUUCUUAAUUAGAACUACAUCUGCUUGAAAAAAAUGAAUAAUGGGGUUGAAUCGAAAAAAAAUGAGAUUGAAUGGCAAGUUUAUCAAAUUUGUAAACGUAUGUGAGUAAUUGUGAAGUGGUUUUUUGAGAUGUGUUUGAAGAGUAACAUUUGUGUUUUGAACUUGUACACUUGAAUUUGGUGAAUCAUUUAUAAGUCCAUCUCUCAAUAUAACUGAAUUAUGGUGCUGUUUGGAUGAUGAAAUUGAAUGAAGCAAUUUGACCUAAUCUUCUGAAAAUGAAUAAUUGGAUAAAAUUGUAUUAUUAAAUAGAUGUAUUAUUGUGAAUGAAUGUAUAAUAUUAUACAUGUAUUAUUGAAUUUGAUGAAUUGUAAAAUACAACGUUUGGUAUAAGUGAUUGUGUAUGUCACAUCAGCUAAAAGCUGAGACUAAAUAAUCUCAACAAUCACAUAUGAAAACUGGAAUAUAACAAUCACUCAUUUUCUGUCACAUCAGAGAAACAAUCCAUAUAUUAUUUCUUCUAAAAAAUAAAAAAAAUGACGCAUUCUACGUGUAUACUAACAAUCUCAUCAAACACAAUCGCAACUUCCAAACGACCCCCUGAGACAAUUUGAUUCGUUUUGCAUAAAUUUGGAUUGAUAGAGGGAGGGAUAAGUAUUUUGAAAUGAUACAUCAAUUGUGAGAUAAAGUAAUUUCAAGAUAAAUGGGUCAAUUUGCCUCGUUUUUUAAAUCAAUCAUCCAAUCUAAACACCUAUGAGCAAAAUACAUAGCACUCUACUUCAUAUUUAUAUCAAGAUGCUCAAAUGGUGAGCUUUAUUUUAAAUAUACAAGUUAGAAUUAUUAAUAUUACUUCAAAGAUUACCAUUAAAUGUUUGAUUAAUUCUACUAUAGGCUAUCCGAAUCUUAGUUAGUGUGCAUUAGAGGUAGAUUGAUCGUUGGGUGGGUGGAACUGGUCUCACCCAACGAAUUGACCCACUUUCUUAGGUGUAUGUUGCACUGUGAUGUUAGAAGUGACCACCAUCCCUCCAUGUUACAAUAUAAGAGUGUUCGUAUAUGUUGGACAAUUAAUUGAUAAGGCGUCAAUUUCUGCAAGUAAGUUUGCAUGCAAAGAGUAACAUGAAUCGAAAAAUUAUCAAACAUACUAUAUUCGCCUAUAUAGACGCUAAUGGUGAGUGGUGACUCCUGUCAUUCUUGGGACUAGAUGGUUGUGUGCGAUAUAUGGAACACCUAGGUUUUGAACUCGAUAGUUAAUAGGGGAAGAAAACAAAUUGAUCAAAGAGUAACAAUGUUUCAUAGAUAGAACCUCUAUGUUUAUAUCCUAUUGUUAAUGUCAUGCAUAAUCAUUUGUUUACAUGAGAGUUAUCCUAAUUAACUUGAAUUCGAGUU